AUGCACGCGUACAGAGCCAAGGUGAAGGCGGCACUCGUCGGAGUCAAUCUCCGUGUCGCCGUUGCCUUUUGGUUGUUUGGUCUGAUCAACAACAUCUUCUAUGUAAUCAUCUUGUCCGCUGCCCUUGACCUGGUCGGCCCGUCUAUACCAAAGGCCACCGUACUGCUUAGCUCCAUCAUCCCGGGCCUAGCAACCAAGAUCGUGGUCCCGUAUAUCAUCCAUCUGAUCCCAUACUCAGCUCGAGUAAUCAUUCUGGCCGUGCUGUCGACAUGUGGCAUGCUCACGGUAGCCCUCUCGCCUUCGCAGACUACCGGCGGCAUUGCUGCAAAGGUUGCCGGCAUCGUGCUGGCGAAUAUCAGCUCUGGAGCUGGUGAGGUGCACUUCCUGGCCUUAACGCACUUCUACGGCACGACUAGUCUUGCGGCAUGGGGUAGUGGCACUGGCGGAGCAGGCUUGCUAGGAGCUGGUGCUUAUGCUCUUGCCACUACAACGCUUGGGUUCAGUGUCCAGUCUACACUGCUGUCCAGCGCUGUCAUACCUGUCGGUAUGGUCUUGAGCUUCUUCAGUCUAUUACCACUGGACCCACUGACAGCUGGCGCACAACGCAAGAUCCCUAACUACGAGGCCGUUCCUGGAGAAGACGACGACCAUGGAGUCAUCACAGAGGAACGAGCAGGUCUACUAGACCAACCCGAAGACCAGCAUACUUCACCCGCCUACCAACACAACAGCCACUCAUACCGCCAGCAACUCCUCCACGACCUCAGAAUCAAGCUCUCGCGCGCCAAAACCCUGGUAGUACCCUACAUGCUUCCCCUUUUCCUGGUCUACGUGGCAGAAUACACCAUCAACCAAGGCGUCGCACCAACAUUACUCUUCCCACUGGAGUCUACACCUUUUAGGCACUUCCGAGCCUUCUACUCAACUUAUGGCGCAAUCUACCAGCUUGGGGUCUUUAUCUCUCGCUCCUCCUUACCCUUCGUCAGGAUUCGUACGCUUUAUGUCCCGAGUAUACUACAAGUCUUCAACCUCACUGCUUUGACGGUUCAUGCGCUGUACCCAUUCAUACCAAGCGUCUGGUUCGUCUUCGCGAUUAUCUUCUGGGAGGGUCUAUUAGGUGGACUGGUCUAUGUGAGUACCUAUGCUGCGGUGCGAGAGGAGGUACCGGAUGUGGAUAGGGAGUUUAGUCUUGGUGCUGUGACGGUCAGUGAUAGUGGCGGGAUCUUUGUUGCCGGAUUACUCGGGGUGGUGAUGGAGAGUUCGUUGUGUUCUUGGCAGGUUGCUCAUGGCAGGGAUUGGUGUCGGAGACUAUGA
This is a messenger RNA of Recurvomyces mirabilis, 1314 nucleotides long. RefSeq names its product battenin CLN3 protein (gene BTN1). Gene Ontology annotation, biological process: regulation of intracellular pH. The record is from RefSeq and is a predicted model, not a curated record. The transcript is spliced from 2 exons. Gene Ontology annotation, cellular component: vacuole; membrane. NCBI's taxonomy places the organism in Eukaryota, Fungi, Ascomycota, Dothideomycetes, Mycosphaerellales, Teratosphaeriaceae. Bases 1 to 1314 code for a protein of 437 amino acids.